AUGUGUGUGGAGCAGCGGCGGGCGGCGCUGGACGGGAUGGAGCGCGACGUCCGGGCCAGGCUGCUGUCCUUCAUGGGGUGGUGCCGGAGGCCACCGGGCGGCGAGCCUCGCGCGCUCGGGGCGCCACCCGAUCCGCUGCUGCGGUCCGGCAGCGAGGAGCUGGAGCGGCAGUCUUCCGCGUCGGGCAGCGACUGCGAAGAGUCGCAGGGCCCGCUUCCGAUUGGGAGCGGGGUGUCGCCGGAUCAUCGGCCCCCGUCUACCUCGGGAGACGGCUCCACGCCCGCACGAUCUUACGUGAGGGGCGUCGUGGCGGUGCAGAACGAGAGUCGUCGCUCCUAUUAUGCGAGCUGCUCUUUCUGGAACCUGGCGUGCCGUACAAGAUCUCAGGAGUCUUUCCAGGUUGCCCUGGAGCAACACAUCCUUCUGGUGCAGAUCAGAGAUAUGGCGAACAAGCUGCGCAAGGGUCAUCAAAAUAAGCACGGCCCCCACACUACAGCCAUUCUGCGAGAGGCUUGCGACAGCGUCCUUGCGGCCAGCAACAUGACGAGAGAAGAGAUGGGCAUGUACUGCACUGCCAAGAUACAGCUCGGCAGAAACGAUUGCAAGUGCAGGGCUGAGACGCCCGUCCUUCCCUGGGAGGAGUCCUUGGCCUGGAGGGCGAGGCUGCUCGAGGUGAGGACUUUGGGGUGGCAUUCCCUGCGAGCGUGCUGGGUGGAGCUCCUGCAGCACCCGGGGUACAAGCGCAAGAGGCCGCUGAGCGCAGAGCAGGCAGCCGGCUUCGUCGACGCGCUGAGGCACAUCGCGGAGCCGGCCGUCUCGCGAAUGAUGGAGAGCGGGAGCAGCGGAAGGGCCAGCGGGCCGCCCUGGGCGAGCGCGCCCGGCUGCAGGCCCGCUUCUCCCGGUCCCUGCAGAGGGUCCGCCGUGCUCUGCGGCUCGAGGCGCGCCUGCGGGUCACGCUGGAGCAGGAGAGCGCGCUCGGGCGCAGGCCCGCCAGCUGGAGAGGAGGCGGCGCUGGCUGAAGCGGAUUCCCAGCCGGGAUGCGACGCUGGAGGACCUGAUGGAGCCGAUGCCUGA
Molecule: messenger RNA, 1074 nt
Organism: Prorocentrum cordatum
Lineage: Eukaryota; Dinophyceae; Prorocentrales; Prorocentraceae
Source: the annotation of a GenBank genome assembly